CAGUACUAAACAGGUUCCACUAGGUGUGGUAGUACUGAAAUUCAGUUGAUUUCAGUUGAUUUGAAUUUUGUCGGAGCUAUCUGGAGUCAACUGUGUUCGUAUUUAUUUAGAAAAUUAGAGAUUAGUGGUUUUAGAAUUAUCAAGAUGAGUAAACGAUUCCGAACCGAUCAAACCAGCACUCCUCGAUUUGGUCAAGAUCCACCUCGAAUAGAGGGUCGGAAAAGGGACUCCUUUUUGGAAGACAUAGGCUUGGCUUCAGAGGAUCUCAAUGCCAGUUUCUCGGUUCAUCACGUAGACAGACAUGUGACUAUGAGAGAGAAUAAGCCUCCUCUGAUCGUUCCUACUUUGGAAGAAAAGAAGACGGUUAUUGUACACCAACAUGGAGAUUCUACAGAGGCGACUUUGGAAUCGAAUCGACCAAGUACUAAAUUAACAUUUAUUAAAGAACGACCUGUAAAGAAACGUUCUAAUUUAAUACAAUCAAGAGAUAAAGGUGUCGGUGAAAAAGCUGCAGUAAAAAGUAAGCAAAAAAAUAACGCACUUCAAACACCAGAGACAAAAUUGAAAGACGUCGAAAACAGGUUGCAGGUAGAUAGAUUAGAAGUUGCAAAGAGUAAAGUAACGAGCAAUGUUAAUAAUGAGCAGCAAAGUCACCCUUCAAACGCUGCAAGUAAAGAAAAGAGUUCUUCAAAUUCUGCUGGUAAAAAUAAACAUAUCUUCAACAAAGCUGAUGAUCAUAAUCGAUCUAUUGACAAUCCUAGUGGUGGGUCUUUAAAUAAUAAAGAAAAGCCUCAAACAGUUGCCUUAGAUAAUACUGUGAUAGAUGUUGUCCGGCAAGAAAGUACAAAAGUUAUGAGAACAAUGCAAGAAUUGUAUUUUAGUGCUCAGAUAAAUUUAAUAAAGAAUCUGAUGUGUCAAACCGAUGAGCUGAUUCAAGAAGUACGUUCAAGUGGCACAGCAUGUCCAAGGACUUUAAUGGAGGAAAACGUAAGGCUACGGGAGAAUGUAUCUAUUCUACAAACAAGAAAUGAUGAGCUACAAAAAAGGAUUGAGAAAUUGAAACUUGUUGAUCAAGAAAAUAUAGCGCUUAAGUUGAAAUUAAAAGAAUUAUCAACUUGAAGGCCCCAUUAAUUUCAUUGGGAUGCAAGCAUGGUGACAAUGUUUCUGUUGUGCCUUAAACUAAAUUUAGUAUCCUGUGAUAAUUGUUACGUAAGAGAAUUAGUAAGUAUGCCUUAGAAUUGUUGUAAGUUUCAGGUAGCUGCAGCCUGCACCGUUUAAAGAUAUAGUUAUAAAAUAAAGUUGCACAGCUGAACGAUAAUGCUAUAUGUAUCUUCGAGUUAUGCAUAAUGUCUUUCUUCAAUAAAGUAUAUUUUUCUUUCUUAUUA
Messenger RNA from Orussus abietinus, 1385 nucleotides. RefSeq lists its product as uncharacterized. The coding region runs from base 145 to 1119 and encodes 324 amino acids. The transcript has 2 exons. Lineage: Eukaryota; Metazoa; Arthropoda; Insecta; Hymenoptera; Orussidae. The record is from RefSeq and is a predicted model, not a curated record.